UGUGUCUGCAGGUGGUCACCUCUGCUCAUAAAAAUUUGCAUAUGACACAUGCAAUAACUUUAUCAACCACACCUUUUCUGUGAAUCAUUAUCUCGGUGUUACUGGAAGACUAUUGCGACAUCAAAUGGUCAAGUUCCACAGAACCUUCACCCCCAAAACCAGCAUUUAGCAAGAAAAAUGCUAUGGUUUCCACCAAUCCAGAAUUUUUUGUAAAAAGAAUAGAACAGACUGGAAAUACACUGCAGCUAUGAAGAAAGCAACAAACUUGAUGUCUCAUCAGAGCUUUAGGUUCUGUGUUUUGGACUCUUCUGUAAUGGCCUUUUAAAUAUCCAGGCUGCUUGUUCUAGACUGUUUAAAGUAGAGUGUUUAGCUGAAACAUCUGAUGAAUAUGUUUCAUCUUAAUGUUUAUCACUGCUGGAUAUUUACAGAAACAACGGCUGCAGUUCCUAUCUUCACAAACUUAAAAAAAACCCCAACAUCUGACUAAACAUCCUGUCAGCAAUCUGCCUUUAACUUGCAAUGUACAGGGUGGAGCCACAAAUUGCCUGUGUUUGUGAAUUGCACCACAUUGAACGAGUUGAUUGGUUUCAAUAACCGAUCUCCUGUUAACGGCAAAAUGACAGAUUCUCAGACUGGCUCAGGGCAUUGCCUCAAAACAAGAGUGUUGAUUGUAACAGUGCAGGAAUUCAAUUCCAACUCAAACCUUUCAAAAAGGGUUGGAGCUUCAAGGGACACUAAGGAACUUCACAAGGUGCUAUUCAAACUGGGCUUCCAGGUGACGUUUAAGAUCGAUUACACAGCAGAGGAGAUCCUGCAGGAGUACAAACAAGAAAGCUUGCGCGAUCAUGGAUCCUGCUUUAUCUCAAUAAUCUCCAGCCAUGGUGAAGAAGGAAUAAUUUAUGGAUCAGACGGUUGUCCUGUAAAGCUCCAAGAUAUUUAUUCCAUGUUUACACCACAGAGCUGUCCCUCGCUGGCUGGAAAACCAAAGAUCUUCUUCAUCCAGGCUUGCAGAGGGCAGCAGCCCGAUGAGGGUGUCUAUCUGCAAACUGAUGGAGUAACUGAAACAGACAGUGGCUGCGCCAUACAGAAUGCCUACUCACAUUAUGAAGCAGUGCCUGAAGACACCACGGUCCAUUUCUCCACCUGCUCUGAUUAUGCUGCCUUCCGCAGGCCUGGAGAAGGCUCCAUCUUCCUCCAGACUCUAUGUAAGGUGCUGAUGGGGGAGCAGAGACACUGGGAGCUGCUGCGGAUCAUGACUCGGGUUAAUGGGCUGGUUGCUUGGACCUUUGAGUCCAAAGGAUUGUUCAUGGGCAAGAAGCAGAUGCCUUGCUUCGUCAGCAGGAUGUGCCAUGAGAUCUUUCCAUUUUCUGACAGACCGACUCCAGCUGUCUCCACAGCCUGCAUAACUACUGCCUCCACAGCCUGAAUAACUACUGCCUCCACAGCCUGCAUAACUACUGUCUCCACAGCCUGCAUAACUACUGCCUCCACAGCCUGCAUAACUACUGCCUCCACAGCCUGCAUAACUACUGCCUCCACAGCCUGCAUAACUACUGCCUCCACAGCCUGCAUAACUACUGCCUCCACAGCCUGCAUAACUACUGUCUCCACAGCCUGCAUAACUACUGCCUCCACAGCCUGCAUAACUACUGCCUCCACAGCCUGCAUAACUACUGCCUCCACAGCCUGCAUAACUACUGCCUCCACAGCCUGCAUAACUACUGCCUCCACAGCCUGCAUAACUACUGCCUCCACAGCCUGCAUAACUACUGUCUCCACAGCCUGCAUAACUACUGUCUCCACAGCCUGCAUAACUACUGCCUCCAGUCAAUGACCACUGACUGCAUCGGUGUUUCAUGCAAAAACAACUUGUAUUAACAUUGCAUUGUUAACCAAUUAAAACGUCUCAAAGCAUUUGACAGAAAUACUAUUAAAAAAAG
Stegostoma tigrinum is the source of this 1940-nucleotide messenger RNA. Its product is annotated as caspase-7-like. Gene Ontology annotation, molecular function: cysteine-type endopeptidase activity. NCBI's taxonomy places the organism in Eukaryota, Metazoa, Chordata, Chondrichthyes, Orectolobiformes, Stegostomatidae. The transcript is spliced from 5 exons. The record is from RefSeq and is a predicted model, not a curated record. Bases 617 to 1426 code for a protein of 269 amino acids. Gene Ontology annotation, biological process: proteolysis.